Molecule: messenger RNA, 1917 nt
Organism: Aspergillus sclerotioniger CBS 115572
Lineage: Eukaryota; Fungi; Ascomycota; Eurotiomycetes; Eurotiales; Aspergillaceae
Product: putative JmjC domain protein
Exons: 1
Coding region: 147-1856 (569 amino acids)
Molecular function (GO): 2-oxoglutarate-dependent dioxygenase activity
Source: RefSeq, a predicted model, not a curated record
CGAUAACAACCACCACCACCACCACCACCAAGCCACCAAGCCACCAACCAACCUCAGCUCAACAUCAACAGCCAAUUUUCCAAACUCCUCAUCUCUCAAUCCCACCACUCAACCGAAACCAAAACCACUACCCUCCCAAUGAAACAAUGACCACCACCCCCAGCACCAACCUCCUCCCCCUCCGACUCCAACUCCACGAAAUCAUCCCCCACGCCCUCCUCACCAUCCUAAACCCCGACUCAACCGACCCCAUCCACCGCUGCUUCAACAACACCUCCGUCCUCAAAUCCCACCUCUGCGACCCGUCCUCCGCCCUACCCCUCGCCGACUCCCAUCUCCGCGUCUUCCCCUUCAAAGAUGUCGAUGUCUGUUGGCGUCGACUGUACACCGACGCGAGCAUCGUCAAAGCAUGUUUGACUAUCUGUGAGAAUAUGGGAUUUCCGCGCGAGGGUGGGGGGAGGAAGCGCAAGAGAGAAGAAGGACAGUCGCAAUCUCGUGUGGAAUAUGUGUUGAGGAUCGUGGAGGAGGUAAGGGAGUGCGGUUCUGAAGGGGUGCGUUUAGGGGUGGGGAAGGUGGAUGAGGAUGCAGAUGCAGAUACAGAGAAAGGGUGGAUUACAUCUACAGUGGAGGUUCUUGAUAAGGCGUUGAUUAUGACGGGGGCGCCGUUACGGGAGGAGGUUAUUGAGAUGGUUCUUUGUGCUUUGCAGGAUGUGAUUGAGCCGGAGGAGAAGAAGAGUGGGAUUGAUGAGAAGGAUACAGAAAAAGGGGAAGGGGAUACUACGACGCCGCUCUUCUCCUCCUCUGACGCCGCACCCACGCCUGAAAACAAGUUCCCCAUUCCGCGAAUAUCAGCGCCCUCGUUCGAAUCCUUCCAACACCAUGUCCGGAAGGCCAAAACACCAAUUGUGAUAACAGAUGCGGUGGGACAUUGGCCGGCGAUGUCGUCGCGGCCGUGGGCCUCAAGGAAGUAUUGGUUCGAUCGCACGUUCGGAGGACGCAGACUUGUUCCCGUGGAGAUCGGAAGGGCGUAUACAGAUGAGGACUGGGGACAGCGGAUAAUGCCCUUUGGGGAGUUUGUGGGGAGGUAUCUUGAUCGUGGGGGGGAGCGGGAUGAUAAUGAUGGGGAUGAUGGUCCAACGGGGUACUUGGCACAACAUGAUCUGCUCUCGCAGAUUCCGGCACUGCGGAGGGAUAUCUCGGUUCCGGAUUAUUGUUUUGUGGAUGUCCCUGGGCCGGAGCCUGGGACUCCACUGUAUAUGAAGAAGAUGAGAGACGAGGAGGAGAGGAAGCGGAAGGUUGAGAUGGGGAUGGGGAUGGAGCCUGUCCAAAAGCAGAAACAACACGAUGACGACUCCCAAACCUCCGAGGAUGAGUCCGACGACCCGCUCAUCAACACCUGGAUUGGCCCCUCAUGGACAAUAUCCCCUCUCCACCACGACCCCUACCACAACAUCUUCGUCCAAGUAGUAGGCGCCAAAUACCUCCGACUCUACUCACCUCAUACCCCCGCCUCCCAGAUCCACCCCAAGGGGAAAGAAACCGUCAAUCGAACGCCCGAGCAUGAAGAAGAAGACGAGCAAUCCCACCCCGAAACCCAACCCAACCAAGACACAGAGCAACCCACCGAAGACCCCCAACUCAUCGACAUGUCCAACACCUCACAAGUCGAUCUAGCCGCCAUCGAAAUGUCCACCGCCGAAGCAGAACAAUGGGAAGACCUAUGGCCCGGGUUCCUGCAAGCCGAGUACCUCGAAACAGUGCUUAAAGAAGGCGAGUGUUUAUAUAUUCCUGUGGGAUGGUGGCAUUAUGUUCGAAGUUUGCAGGGUGGGGUGAGUGUUAGUUUUUGGUGGGGGUAGGUUACUAGUGAUUAGAUACUCGUGUAUGUAUAUGACUGGAGAUUAUAUCAUUCAGUAAACA